AUGCCAGCCUUUCCAACCGCAGGCCUAAAGAAACCCAAAUUACAUGGUUUGCACAAGGCUAGAGCGUUAAGAAAUGUCGUUAUAGCGCUUGUUAAUGCCGGAAUUGCUGGCUUCCUAUAUAAAACCUUAAUAAACGAUAAGCAUAAGCAAACGUACAAACAAUGGCAUGAAAAUCACAACAUUGAAGACGAAUUUGAAAAAAUAAGGCAGACAGGCGUAUUUGACUCUUGUUGA
Messenger RNA from Diabrotica balteata, 234 nucleotides. NCBI's taxonomy places the organism in Eukaryota, Metazoa, Arthropoda, Insecta, Coleoptera, Chrysomelidae. The record is from the annotation of a GenBank genome assembly.